GCCAUGACGUGGAACAUACAAACUCGUGACGUCACAUUUUUAGUGUACACAUCUUAAUGGAACAUUACUCUCCGCGCACGUGUUGGCAAGAAAACGACGGAGAUGUCCAAAUUAAUUAGCAGUGAUAAUAUUGACUUUGAUUCUUUUAAGCGACUCCAUGGACCCCAAUUGCAGACCGUUCCCAAAAGGUUUUGGGAAUCAUUAUUCAACAAACUUCGUGGACAGGUCUUUGAUGCAGGGGAAAUGUUUACGAUUCUACUGAUAGAUUACGAUGAAGAGGAAGAGAAAGAUGAAGACAACAGACCCCUAUGGAAGGUGGUCACACUUUCGGACAUGGCAGCAGACGAUGGAAAACACAUCUACCUGAUUGACCAUGCCUGGACAUAUGAUGUAAGAAAUGCUGAAAAGCAUCUGCAGCAAAUUCCAAGUCUCGUAGACAGAAUGGCUUCUUUGAUGAAUAUUCCUGUAGUUGAAAAAUCCUCCGAUGAAAUUAUCCAAGAAAUUCUCAAUAAAAUGUGGCUAUACAAUCAAGUUUACAGUUUUGGUCAUGAACGAAAGGGUUCUGAUGAAGCGAUGCCACUUUGGUAUGUUAUGGAUGAAUUUGGUUCCCGGAUCCAACAUUCAGAUGAUCCAUCUUUCGGUAUUGCUCCAUUCUACUAUGCUUUGGAUCAAUUAUGUUAUUCUGUGAUGUUUCCUCUUAAAGACUUGCAGGCUAAAGAUGAAGUCUCAAGGAAUUACCUUCAGAAACGGUACUCCGAUGUGGAGCAUUCUGCUCGGCUCAUCCCCUGGCAAUAUUCCGACUUUACUGAUAUUGAUUACAUUCCUAAGGAACCCUCCGAUGCUUACUUUUAUGAAUGUCGCUCUAAAUUUACCCUUCCCGAUGAGGAUGAGGAACCCUUUGUGAUGAAGAAGGACAUCCUGAAGGUCUACAUGGACUAUGAUACUAUGGAUGGCCAUUUGACUGACCCACGUUUUGUUGUUGUUGAUGACCGUGAAUCAGCUGAUAUUUUAUUUGUGAAAGAAAAUUUGAAGAAUUUCAAAAAUCUGCAUCAAUUUGUCAAUCAGUUCCCAAACGAAUGUCUUGUCACUGUAAAAGACUUGUUGGCAGUAACCGGACGACGGUCUGAACUGGACCGUCAAAAUGAAGAUACCUUAGAAUAUGGACCAUCGUGGCUGCCCGUCACCUAUAACCUCAAUACUGAGUUACCUCAGUUUGUAUCCUAUUUCCAGCACCGAAAGAAAAGAAAUCUGGAUAACAUUUGGAUCUGCAAACCAUGGAAUCUUGCCCGUGCCCUUGACUCUCAUAUAACUGACCAGCUCCCUUAUAUCGUCAGACUUCAGGAAUCAGGACCCAAGGUUGCUUGCAAAUAUGUUGAAGAUCCAUUGCUGAUCAAGUUUGAAGAAGUAGGAUCUGUCAAGUUUGACAUCCGAUAUAUUGUUUUGUUGAGAAGUGUGAAGCCGUUGAAGUUGUAUGCGUACCAAUGUUUCUUCCUUCGAUUCUGUAACAAGGUUUAUUCUUUGCACAACUUCAACGAUUACGAGAAACAUUUCACUGUGAUGAAUUAUGAUGAUAAUACUCCUUUAAGACAGGUUAACUACGAUGAGUUUAUUCCAAUCUUCAACAGCCAGUAUCCCGAAUAUCCCUGGGAGGACAUAGAAAAAGACAUCUUUAAAUCCUUUCGCAGUUUAUUUCUGGCUGCCACGAAAGAACCCUUCCCCAGAGGAAUCACCCACUCCCCUCAAUCAAGGGCCAUGUAUGGCAUUGAUUUCUUGCUUAAAUGGGGCUCUGAUGAUAAAGGCAAUAAAAAAAUCCUGCCUGUUAUCUGCGAAGUGAAUUUUGUCCCGGACUGUCAACGUGCCAACAAGUAUCACCCGUCUUUCACUAACGAUGUUUUCAGCUGCCUCUUUUUAGAUGACAUUGAAAACCGACCGAUUAUAGAAAUAUGAACAGCAACAGUUAAAGCGAUUAACAGUUAAAUUGUUGAAUAAGUUGUAAAGGAAU
Octopus sinensis (East Asian common octopus) is the source of this 2002-nucleotide messenger RNA. Its product is annotated as tubulin--tyrosine ligase-like protein 12. Bases 103 to 1947 code for a protein of 614 amino acids. NCBI's taxonomy places the organism in Eukaryota, Metazoa, Mollusca, Cephalopoda, Octopoda, Octopodidae. Gene Ontology annotation, biological process: protein modification process. The record is from RefSeq and is a predicted model, not a curated record. The transcript has 14 exons.